Molecule: messenger RNA, 1791 nt
Organism: Penicillium odoratum
Lineage: Eukaryota; Fungi; Ascomycota; Eurotiomycetes; Eurotiales; Aspergillaceae
Exons: 3
Coding region: 1-1791 (596 amino acids)
Biological process (GO): telomere capping; regulation of telomere maintenance via telomerase
Cellular component (GO): chromosome, telomeric region; nuclear telomere cap complex
Molecular function (GO): telomerase inhibitor activity; G-rich strand telomeric DNA binding
Source: RefSeq, a predicted model, not a curated record
AUGGCUGACCCCGUGGAGAGUAUCGCCGCUGCAUGUGCCGCUCGCGGGUUUAUCAACGGCGUCAUCGGCAUGGUGGUUGACAAGAAGGACGCCUGGCGCAGUGCGGGUUCUUCAUGGUGUGUUGGUUUUGAAAUCAAAGAUUCUGAAUUUGAAACACCAGCCUGGAAAAAUAGUCUGAAAAUCAAGUACUUCAAUGAUAACGAAAGCAAGUUGCCACAUGUUCAGAUAGGCGAUGUAGUCUUGCUUCGACGCAUUCGAAUCAGUUACUAUCAAGAGAGAGCAACGGGUAUUGCUUCCCAAAACCAAAGGGUCUCUUGGGCUAUAUUCCGAAACCAUGAAGAUCUCAGCAAGGGCCCGGUUAUUACUACAGGGCCCGAUACUUUCUAUCCGACACCAGAGGAAAAAAGGCGCGCAAUUGAGCUCCUAGAUAAGCACACACCACAGGUGCAAAGUAACACCUGGCGGACCGAUCCGUCGCAAAAAGGAUUCCAUGUCAUUCAGGCUGCCGUACUCAACCGCAAGAAUGCAUAUCUGCCAAUGACUUUGAUAAAAGACGUCGAGAUCAAUCGUUUUACCCAACUCGUUGGCCAGGUGGUCAAAGAUCAUAACUAUGAGCCUAACAAGAGUACCAUUUGGAUUACUGACUAUACCGCCAACGAAUGUCUGGUUGAUUAUCGGAAAGAUGGCGAGACAGGCACUGAAGGCGAUCCCAACGGCUACCUAGCACGCCACCAAGAUAAUUGGCCCGGACCCUGGGGACAAUUGACCAUGCAAAUAACGCUGUGGGACCCGCAUGCUAAAUAUUGCCAGGAGAAAGUCAAGCCAGGUGACAUGGUGCUUCUUUCAUAUGUCCGUAUCAAAACUAGCAGCAACGGUAGUCUCGAAGGUGCCGUCCACCAAGACAAAAAGUUUCCCGACAAGGUCCAUAUCCGCCUCAUCUCGAGUGACUACAAUGAAGAGGCAAAAGAGCUCAUGGCACGUCGGAAAGCAUAUUGGGAAAUCCACGGAAAGCCAAAAGCGGAAAGCAAACAGAAGAAAAAAAAACAAAAGAACCAAGAAUCUGAAAAAAACCAAAGCAAGGAAGAAGGCCAGAAAGGGCUAUCAGCAACCUCGCGGACGGUACGGAACCCCUCUGUCAAGAUACGCGAAUUUGGGGUUCCAUCACGCUCUGUGGAUAAGGUGUUGGAAGCUGAAACGCAUAUUAUACCUCUCCCGGGUGGGAUCAGCUACAAAGCACCAUUUCAAAACGUUGCCUACAGUAUUCUUGCCCGGGUCAUCGACUUCUUCCCACCAGAUCUUGCAGACUUUGCAGUGCAAGUCCCAGUGAAAUCUAUUGUGGAUAAAAAACAACAUAUGGCAUGGGACUGGCGUUUCUGUCUUCUAGUAGAGAGUGUUGAACCGGUAACUUUGAAAGACCAACUCCGAGAACCGAUGAAGAUCUUUGUCUCUGGCGCAGAAGCUGUCCAUCUACUUUGCCUGGAUCCUACCGACCUCCGUCGCGAUUCUCGGCGACUAUCUCAGCUGAGAGAGAAGCUCUUUCUCCUCUGGGGAAAUCUUGCGGAGCAGAAGAGUAAAGGGGGGGCGAAUGGGGUUCAGGGUCACCCUUGGACACCACCGGUGGGAAUUGUAGGUUUACCUAUAAUGUGUUGUGUUAAGGAAUAUGGGGUUCCAUGUAUCCAUUCCCGAGAUUCAAAUGCUAUGGUAAUCGACGGACAGCCCUGUAUCGAGGAGGAGUGUUAUGGAUGGGAGAGACGGUUUUCGUUGUAUGGUACCACGAUUCAUGAACAAUGA